Messenger RNA from Schizophyllum commune H4-8, 905 nucleotides. RefSeq lists its product as uncharacterized. The record is from RefSeq and is a predicted model, not a curated record. The coding region runs from base 253 to 774 and encodes 173 amino acids. NCBI's taxonomy places the organism in Eukaryota, Fungi, Basidiomycota, Agaricomycetes, Agaricales, Schizophyllaceae. The transcript is spliced from 5 exons.
CGGUGUCGUAUGUUGGCGUUGUUCAAGCUUACCCUUGCCCGGAAGGUCUCUAUUCGGUGGAGGCCAAAUAAUUGCAUUUGUGGGCGCCAGUCGUGGCAAGUCGAUUGAAGCGGCAUUGCCGCAAAUCUUGCGUGUGGGAGUGUGGACAUUCUCGGUCAUCCUUGUUCGUGUGCAGCGUCCAUUUGAAACGAUUUGGUCGAGCGACGUUAUUGUUCUCUCCCAGGCGUGGAUGAAUUGCCAUGUUGAAUAUCAAUGGGCGAUUACGUGGUGACAGAGCUUAUAAGCUUCGCCAUAUCCGCGGCUGGCCCGGGCUCAAACAGUGCACGCUUCAAGCUCUUACUUUGCCUCAUAAACAGGACUCCUUCGCCAAUGAUACCUAAUUCGCGCCCCAAACACGGUGUGUACUGCCGGCUCCGCUCGCGUAUCGCACCCCUCUUCGCGCGCUCGCGUCCCGCUGGAUCUCAGUGCGUCGUAUCUGCGGUCCGCAACACUACGGUAGCUCUUAACUCGUCCGACGCCCGGGACGGCGAGUUCGAGGCUUCGAGUGUUACUGCAACGCCCAUCAGGAAAAAGCUCCUUUGUCAAUUGACAAGGAUUAACACAGAAAAGCGAAACAUGUUACCAAGAUGCGGGCCUUGGAGCAGAGGUUGUCGCACAGCUGGGCGCGCGCUAGCACUUAAUCGGCGCUCGAAUGUAUUUCGACUCCCAAAUGAUUUACGAAGACCGCCCGACAAUGUACGAAGUCGCGCAAGUAAAUUACUCAAACUUCUGUGAAGAUCGAAAGAAAUUACUGAACAGACACACUCUAUUGAAAAACCAGAACUAACCAAUAAUGCGCUACAGUCAGAUACAUAGAGGUAAAUUUGAUAUAAAAUGUGGUAUAGGUGUCUUUGAGUGAGAUAUAU